This is a messenger RNA of Coniophora puteana RWD-64-598 SS2, 687 nucleotides long. RefSeq lists its product as uncharacterized. The coding region runs from base 1 to 687 and encodes 228 amino acids. NCBI's taxonomy places the organism in Eukaryota, Fungi, Basidiomycota, Agaricomycetes, Boletales, Coniophoraceae. The transcript has 3 exons. The record is from RefSeq and is a predicted model, not a curated record.
AUGGGCAAUCGUCGUAUCUCCCCCGAUGUCAAAGUAGCUGCGAUCAGGCUUCAACAAGAACGCUUGUUGGACCUUGAAGACAUCUUGCGCUGCUUGGACCUGUCUCGAAGCACGUUCUUUCGUGCCCUCAAGCUCUGGCGCGAUACAGGAGAUGUUGUCGGCCUCAGGUCAAUCCAUCGUGGUCGUCCUCGCAAUCUCAAUCGAGAAGAUCACGAGUAUCUCCUUGACAUCAUCAAAGCCCAGCCCGAACGAUUCCUCGAUGAGCUACAGUCCCUUCUCAUGCACAACAGAUUCAUCUCUGUUCAUUUCACGACUAUCUUCCGCGAGCUUGUACGUGCUGGUGUAACCAACAAGAAACUCAAACGGAUUGCCAAGGAGCGAAGCGAGUAUGCGCGAGGAGACUUUAUUUCAAGGAUUUCUCAGUAUGAUCCCCGCUCUAUUGGCUUCAUUGACGAAACUUCCAAGGAUGAGCGAACCAUCUGCCGCCGACAUGGCUGUUUUCGUAUAUCUGCGGGAACAGUUGUCGAGGGUUCCAUGAACCGCGACAUGUUCCUGGACUUUCUAGAGAAUGGGGUGGUGAGUUUAUCCUAUAAUCCAAGCUUGAUCUCGGAAUUGAUUAGUGUUUGUAAAGCUUUCUCAGUGUACGCGGCAUCCAGACCCCGGUCUCAAUGUUCUUGUGCUCGAUAA